AUGGCUGCCCUUGCUCGUGCUCUCCCGCGCCCUGUACAUGCGAGCGUCGAGGAGGAGGAGGCGCCGGUGCUCAAGACGCUCCCCAAGGCUAACAUUCCUGUGUACGGCAAGCGCAAGGGAUGGAAGCCGAGCAGCGAGGCCGACUUUGGCGGUGGCGGCGCGUACCCGGAGUGCCAUGUCGCGCAGUACCCGCUCGAGAUGGGCCGCAAGAAGACGGCACCCGGGUCGACAGUCGCCCUGCAGGUCGACGCAGACGGGACUGUGCGGUACGACGCGAUUGCGCAGCAGGGCCGCGGAUCUGGACAGCGCGUGCAGUCGAGCUUCAAAGACCUUGUUCCCUAUGCUAACCGCACCGAUGUGUCUGAGGACGACCGGGCCAUGCUCCGUCCCGACGAGGAAUCGGUGAACGACACGACUGAGAGGACACGGCUGGCACUCGAGAAGAUCACGCACGGCAAGAUCAAGGCGGCGCAGCCCAAGCAUGUGCCAAAGGCCAACGGCGACGCGACGUACAUCCGCUACACCCCAGCUAACCAAGGCGCAGACAAGAGCAAACAGCGCAUUAUCAAGAUGACUGAGGUGCAGGAGGACCCGCUGGAGCCGGCGCGCUUCAAGCACAAGAAGAUCCCGCGAGGGCCAGGCUCGCCACCACCGCCCGUGAUGCACUCGCCACCGCGCGCAAUUACCAAGCAGGACCAGGCGGACUGGGACAUCCCACCGUGCAUCUCCAACUGGAAGAACAACAAGGGUUUCACGGUCCCGUUAGACAAGCGCCUGGCAGCCGACGGACGCGGGUUGCAGGACGUCGGGAUCAACGACAACUUUGCCAAGUUUGCUGAGUCGCUGUUCGUGGCCGACCGUCAUGCACGAGAGGAGGUGCGCGCUCGAGCGCAGAUGCAGCAGCUCCUUGCGCAGAAGGAGAAAACGCAGAAGGAGGACAAUCUGCGCCUCCUGGCCCAGAAGGCGCGCGAGGAACGGAGUGGGGGUGCUACUGGGUCUGGGGCACCGCGCGAGAUCGCGGCACCGUCCCUGGGCGUCGGGCUCGGCGGGUACGCGAGCUCGGACGACGAGUCUGGGAGUGGCAGCGACGAGGAGUCUGAUGAUGAGGCGGCGGUUCGCGAGCGCGAGGCUGUGCGUGAGGAGAAGCGCCGGGAGCGCGAGAAGGAGCUACGCAUGUCCAAUAUGGGCAACGAGCAGCGGGCCAAGAUUCUCGCACGUGAGCAGAACCGCGACAUCUCGGAGAAGAUUGCUCUGGGCCUCGCCAAGCCCUCCGCGUCCAAGGAGACGCUGCUCGACUCGCGUCUGUUCAACCGCGAGUCUUUGGCAACUGGCUUUGGGGCGGACGACUCCAACAACCUGUACGACAAGCCGUUGUUUGCGGGUUCGACAGCGGCUGCGGCGAUCUACCGGCCGCGCGGGAACGCGGGCAACGACGAAAGCUUCGGCGGCGGCACAGAGGAAGGCAUCCGUGCCGAGUUGGAGAAGGACAGGUUCGCGCUUGGCAAGGCGACACGCGGCUUUGACGGUGCGGACAGCAGCGAGGUCCGCGAUGGGCCUGUCCAGUUCGAGAAGGAGAUCAGCCUGGACGGCACGGCUGACCCGUUCGGUGUCGAGCAGUUCCUUGACGCAGCUAAGCGUGGAGGCAAGCGUGCAGCAGCUGACGACGACCGUGACGACGCGCGCAAGCGCCAUCGCGAAGAUUAG
Messenger RNA from Cutaneotrichosporon cavernicola, 1704 nucleotides. RefSeq lists its product as uncharacterized. The transcript has 5 exons. Lineage: Eukaryota; Fungi; Basidiomycota; Tremellomycetes; Trichosporonales; Trichosporonaceae. Gene Ontology annotation, cellular component: spliceosomal complex. Gene Ontology annotation, biological process: mRNA splicing, via spliceosome. Bases 1 to 1704 code for a protein of 567 amino acids. The record is from RefSeq and is a predicted model, not a curated record.